Molecule: messenger RNA, 544 nt
Organism: Hemiscyllium ocellatum (epaulette shark)
Lineage: Eukaryota; Metazoa; Chordata; Chondrichthyes; Orectolobiformes; Hemiscylliidae
Product: protein FAM162B-like
Exons: 4
Coding region: 12-512 (166 amino acids)
Source: RefSeq, a predicted model, not a curated record
CUCGAGUGAAGAUGAUCCGCCGUGUGCUAGCUCAGAGGAAAUUCAGCUCGGCUCCAGGUCAGAUGUACGGCACAAAAGCGACAGAUAGGCGGGCGCUGCUAACGAAAAGUACAGCGAGUGCGGGGGGAUCUUUUGCUCACGAUUUGCCAAUUGUUUCCGUGAGAGGAAUUCGAGCAGUUCAUGACACCCAGAAAGUUCCAGGAUACAGGCCCACAAAGUUUGACAGAAAGAUUCUUCUCUGGUCUGGUCGCUUCAAGAAUGAGGAGGACAUCCCUGGCAUUGUGUCGUUUGAAAUGCUGAACGCAGCAAGAAACAGGGCACGAGUCAAAACCUGCUACAUAAUGAUUGGCUUGACUAUUGCAGCUUGUUUCGUUAUGAUUGCAUCUGGAAAACAGGCUGCUGAACGACAUGAAUCGCUUGCCAGCUGGAAUCGAGCAAAAAAGGCGAAAUGGAAAGAAGAAGCUGAACGUGAGCAGACAGCUGCAUUGGCUAUUACUGAUACAAAAGAGUGAUCAUUUCAUUAAAAUGAAACUGUACGACUAAA